AUGAAUGAAUGUGAACGUGUUUAUAAUUGUCUUGGUAUUAUGGUUAAUGGUCAAUUAGCCUGUUUAGCUACAAUUCAAUAUUUAAAAUCAAAAUUUGGUCAAGGUUAUACAAUUGAAAUAAAAGUUCGUUCAACAUCAGAUGAUAUAAAUGCAACAACAAUAAAAAAAUGUUGNUUGAAAAACUUUUUGGGGGGUAAGGGUGUCAGGACCUGA
This is a messenger RNA of Rotaria sp. Silwood2, 213 nucleotides long. NCBI's taxonomy places the organism in Eukaryota, Metazoa, Rotifera, Eurotatoria, Philodinida, Philodinidae. The record is from the annotation of a GenBank genome assembly.